Messenger RNA from Ictalurus punctatus (channel catfish), 6119 nucleotides. It is a transcript of the gene kdm2aa, whose product is annotated as lysine (K)-specific demethylase 2Aa. NCBI's taxonomy places the organism in Eukaryota, Metazoa, Chordata, Actinopteri, Siluriformes, Ictaluridae. The record is from RefSeq and is a predicted model, not a curated record. The transcript has 23 exons. Bases 1206 to 5120 code for a protein of 1304 amino acids. Gene Ontology annotation, molecular function: DNA binding; transcription coregulator activity; histone demethylase activity. Gene Ontology annotation, biological process: regulation of transcription by RNA polymerase II; protein demethylation.
UUUCAUGACGAUUUGAAAAUGGCGGCGAAAGGGUUCACCAAUGGAACUUUAUCGUGAAUGCACAGAGAGCGGAGCUGUCCAAACGACAAUUUCCCUCAGUAUUGAAAAAAAGUUCAAAAGAAACCUCACCGGAAUGUAUAUGUUAUUAUUAGAGGCGGAUUUGAUGCGUUUUACUGUGCGGGUUUUGAGGCCAAGUUAGCGAAGUUCGCUGAAAAUAACCAUAACACAGCGUUACAGUGGGAUAACGUUAGAACUUAAACGUUUCUAAACUGGAGCUAACGCUAGCUAGCUAAGUUAGCUUAUAAAGACAACGCGAGAUGAAGCUACUUUAAUUGCUUUUCUUUAAUACCCCCCUGAGUUGUCAUGUUUUGGUUUUUAUCCUUAAUAAGCGUUACUACGAACGCAUUCCUGACGCGGUGUUUGUUUAUUAAAACCGGAGUGAAUAAAUAUCACGAAAGCUAUGUUGGUUCUAGCGAGAUAGCUAACAAUUUGUCAGCUACUUUUGCGUGUGCGUUUAGUGUUGGGAGCUAAGCGCGAGCUAAUGCUAAUGCUAAUCCGUCUCACACAGCACAAUCGUUUUGUUUUGGUGGAGCGAUGGUUCACUUCAGUGGAGGGUAGCUAGCUAGCAAGUACAUUUCACACAGCUUGUUAAUUCAUAAUUGAACUUCUUGUAGUUUUUUUUAUUUUUUUAUUUUUUUUAAAGUAGCGUUUUAGUAUCAAGUGCGUGACUUGAUAGAAUGGUGCCUUACUCUGGCACAUAUCUCGCUGGUUAACAUUGUUAUUAAAUAGAUCAGGGUGCAAUACAUUUUUAAAGCAGGCUGUAAUGUAUAGCCAACUAAUUUACUACCUAGCAAGUUCUAAGAUUGACUGCCAUUUGAAACACUUUACUACAUUCAGGUAACUUUAUACAUAAUGUCAUUUUAACGAUUUUUUAAAUUUACACUCUUGGGUCGGUUGUGUUUUAAUUACGAAGGUUUUUUGCUCAAGUUUAGAUAACUUUUUCUAGCUAUCAGGUAGCUAUAAGCGAGUAUAAGCGAGAGCUGGUGUCUUUGUGGAAAUUAUUUCCUCCGUGACAGACUGGAUAUGGAAGAUCCAAAUCCACGAUACAGCAAACGACUGUAAGUACACAAUGUUCCUGGUGUUUGCUGUCUGCCUGCUUCGAUCCUGCUCAAUGAACUGUGCAGUAUAAAUGGCUUUGGUUGAAGAUGGACACAGGAAAUGACUAUGUUCGGUCAGGCACGCGGCGACGUUACCAUGACGAUGGGAUCUCUGAUGAUGAGAUCGAGGGGAAAAGGACCUUUGACUUGGAAGAGAAAGUAUACAGUGAUCGCUUUGGUUCUGACAGGAUCAAACGCAUGGAAGGAAAAGAUUUCACAUUUGAGUUCAUCCAGAGGUGCGGGCUGAGGGAUCCAAUUAUCUUUGAACGACCAGAUGGACUAGGAAUCAAAAUGCCAGGUUCAGACUUCAGUGUGAAUGAUGUGAAGAUGUUUGUGGGCAGUCGCCGGAUGAUAGACGUGAUGGACGUGGCUACUCAGAAGGGCACAGAGAUGUCUAUGGCUCAGUGGAGGCGAUACUACGAGACCCCGCCUUCCCAGAGAGAGAAGCUGUACAAUGUCAUCAGCUUGGAGUUCAGCCACACCAAACUGGAGAAUUUAGUCAAAAGACCUGCAACAGUGGACAUGAUCGAUUGGGUGGAUAAUAUGUGGCCACGACACUUAAAGGAAAGGCAGAGAGACUCCACCAACUCCAUCCUUGAAAUGCAGUACCCUAAAGUGCAAAAAUACUGUCUGAUGAGCGUGCAGGGCUGUUACACAGACUUCCACAUAGACUUUGGAGGCACUUCUGUGUGGUACCACAUACUCCGAGGAUGCAAGGUAUUUUGGUUAAUUCCUCCGACACCACAAAACCUGGAGCUCUAUGAGAACUGGGUGUUGUCUGGAAAACAAGGAGACAUCUUCCUCGGAGACAAGGCCACUGAGUGCCAAAGGAUUGAGCUCAAGCAGGGCUACACGUUUAUUAUCCCAUCAGGCUGGAUUCAUGCAGUGUACACACCUGUGGACACACUUGUGUUUGGUGGCAAUUUCCUACACAGUUUUAACAUCCCCAUGCAGCUCAAUAUCUGCAACAUUGAGGACAGGACAAGGGUGCGCAACAAAUUAUGUAAUCUGAGUUACAAAUAUGAAUAUGUACAUGUGCCAACUAAAUUUCGCUACCCAUUUUAUUAUGAGAUGUGUUGGUAUGUGCUGGAACGGUAUGUGUACAGUCUGACCAACACCUCCUACCUCAUCCCUGAGUUUCAGAAACACUCUCUAGGCAUCGGCCUUAAGCAAGAACCCUCCAAUUUGGAAGCCUUGAACGGUCACAUAAAGGAAGAGGAUGAUCCUCCGUCUCCUCCAACUCGGCCUGGAAUGAAAGUCCACAUGACACCUUUUGAGCUGGAGGGUUUAUGGAAUUUGCUAGGAAAACUAGAAUCUCUUCCCUCGCACAAAAAGUGUGUUCCUGCAGGAAUACACAAUGCACCUGCCUUGCUCCAUGACAUGCGGGCAUUACUUAAAGAACAUGCUAAUGAUAACUCAAAACUUUCAUACACUGGAAGACCCAUUGUUAAAUGGCCAAAGAGGCCAUCCUGGUACCAGCCUCCCCCGCCGCCUGCCCCAGUCGGUCGUCCCAAAUUAGCCACCACUCCAAUCAUCCCUCGUCCAACAAAGCCAGCCUCCUCGAUGUCAGCACUCCGGCGGCGGCGUGUGCGCUGUAAGCGCUGUGAGGCAUGUCUGCGGCCAGAAUGUGGCGAGUGCAAUUUCUGCAGAGAUAUGAAGAAGUUUGGUGGCCCUGGCAAACUGAAACAGACGUGUGUCCUUCGCCAGUGUCUUGCUCCUGGCUUGCCUCUCUCUGCGGUGUGUGAAAUUUGUGAAGAAGGGAACCAGGAUACUGGAGAAGAACUCAUGGAAUGCUCCAAUUGUGCGCAGAUUGCCCAUCCUAGCUGCCUAAAGGUGCCAGGUGAGGGUGUAGUAAACAAAGAUCUGCCCAGUUGCUGGGAAUGUCCGAAAUGUGUCAUUGGCAAAGACACGGACUCUGAGUCGUCGGGCAGCGGUGAUGACCUCACGACUCCAGAGGGGUCGGGGGGGCUGAGGGGCGAGGGCGGGGCGUGGCACGGGGUCGGGCGGCCCCCUUCCUCUCUGUCACAUGGGUCGCUACGGAAACAAGUGGCGGCCCCAGAGCAGCGGCUCAGGAAGAGGAUCAAAUUGGAAGGAGGAAAAAUGCAUAAGCGCAAAUCAUCCUCGCUGGAUCCUCGGGUGGCUAAGAUCUACCGGAGACAAGGAAUGGAUUCAGGCAGUGACGACGAGGAUGGAGAAGGAAGGAGAAAGCUUUCGCUCCACUCAAGGGGUGCAAUAUCCGCUCGCCGUGGAUUUGGAUCUGGUAGGCGGGGACUGUUAAGAGGUUCUUCACAUCGAGGUGGCAGAGGGAGUGGUAGCAUGACCCCAAAUUCAUCCUCCCUAAAAAUGAGGCGUGGACUCGGUGUAAGGGGUGAGCGCGGAGGUCGUGUUCGUUUACGAGGUGGAUCCAAAAUGCAGCGAAGGCGUUAUGAAACAGACGACGACGAUGAUGACGAUGACGACGACGACGAUGAUGAUGAUGAGGAGGAGGACGAUGAUGAGGAGGAGGAAGAGGAUGAAAGUGAAGAAGAAAGGCACAUGGGCAGGUCUGAAAAAGAGCACCGUUCGCGGCGUCGGCGACGCAGAGGUGAAGAGGAUGAUGAAGACGAUGAUGAGGAUGAUGAAAGUGAAGAGCAAGACUUUGAUGGAGAGGAUGAAGAAAUGGAGGACCUGGAUGAUGGAGGGGAGGAAGAUGAGGAUGACGAGGGUGAGAACCGUUCAGACUCAGAACCUGACCCUCCUGUUCUACUCGUCUCAGACUUAAAUGAUGAACUGUUAAAUGGUUCUUAUCUGACUGUCACAUUGCAGCGCCCAUCCAAGGCCAGACGUGAUCUGGGGUCUAUUGUACCCAAACUGGAGGCAGCCAUGUCUCCUCGCACUCCCGGUAAUGCUGAUGUACUCCAGCGCAAAUCCCUUCACAAGUAUCGUCAGAAAAAUGGCAGCUCUCUCUCCACUGGAAAUGGUUUCUCACAACCCAAAGUCAGUCUAGCAUCAGGUCGUCAUACACGCUACAGGAGUUUGAACCUCGAUGGUAGAGCCUCCCCUUCCUCCACCUCCUCUCGCUCUUCUAUUUCUCCUCCUCCUCCCACGACAUCCACCACCGGCUCCUCCCCUCCUUCCCUCCUCACUCAUCCCUCAUUCCGGGAUGUGGGGAACGAGCCAGGAUGUGAGAAGGAGGUGUGGGUGUCCGUGUUUCGCUACCUGAGCCGAACAGAACUGGCUGUGUGCAUGCGGGUUUGCAAGGCCUGGUACAAAUGGUGUUACGAUAAGCGCUUGUGGACUCGGAUAGAUAUCAGUAGAUGUCGCUCCCUCACAACUCAGGCUCUGUCAGCUGUUAUUAAACGCCAACCCGUUGCACUUGACUUGUCCUGGACACCUGUGUCCAAGAAACAGAUCACCUGGCUUAUCCACCAUCUUCCAGGACUGAAGGAUCUGAUCAUGUCCGGCUGUUCAUCAUCAUCUCUUUCGGGCUUGAGUUCUCAGAGCAUCCCUUGUCUCCGCACGCUGGACCUGUGCUGGGCAGAGAGCAUUAAAGACUCUCAGCUCAAAGACCUCAUCGCUCCAUCAGGUAGUGAAAAUCGCAGCAGGCUGAAAGGCUUGUUAACUUUGCGGUUAUCUGGUCUGGACGUGAGUGACUCGACAUUGAAGCUGAUAAUCAAACACAUGCCAUUGCUGAGGAGGUUAGACCUGUCACAUUGCCCCGUCCUUACAGACCAGUCAAUCAGCCUGCUUACAGCCAUCGGCUCCAACACACGCAACACUCUCAGAGAGAUCAACCUCGCAGGUUGUAAUAAGCUAACAGAUGUCUGCCUGAAUUAUAUGAAGCGCCUCUCAGCUCUAACUCUACUAGACUUGCGUGGCUGUAAGGGUAUCACCCGACAUGGCUGUGAAAACUUCAUUUCUGACCUUUCCUACUGCACCUUCUUCUGUCUGACUGAGGAUAAACUCAUCCAGAGGAUAUCUUAACACAGACGCGCGCACACACAGCACACAUGCUCUUACACUGGUGUGCUCAACGUGCUCCAUCAUAAUGCUCCGAAGAUACCGAGCUCCCUCACGAGUCUGGUUGGGCAGGUGGAUGGAGGGAUAGAGGCUGCGCCCCUGGGGAGAGGAUGAACGCACAGAAUCUGAGAAGAGUUAUGUUCUUUUCUGUCAGGCAUUUGGGCUCAUUCAAAGCGACUUGUAAAGAAGAUACCAAGGCUCAUGUGGUCAAAUUGGAAAUCAAAAUGUAUUGAUCCAAACUACCUGGGUGAGGAGUCCAAUCUUAGGAGUAUAGUGAGGAGAGGUUAUAAAGAAUGUUGGCUACAUAUAGCAGUUUCAGGUAUGGCUUUUAUGAUACUGUAAACCAGCAGUACCUUGGGUGGAGGGAAAGGAACCAGCUGUGGUACAAUGUGAUAUUUUGCCAACAAACAGGAGGCAAUGACAUGCAUUUAAAUUUGAGCGCCACGAAAUGUAACUCUGACUGUAACCUGACAUCGCAGUUACAAACGCACAUGCAGAGUUAGUCCGUCUUUUCUUUUCUGCCCACUGUGCUCACAGAUAUGUGAAGCUUUGACAUCUUGGGUAACAUUUUCUGUCUAUACAGCUUUACCAGCAUAUUCUACUACACUUAGUAAAUUGCAUCAAGUUCUACUUAGGCCUCUUCCUUUUUUUUUUUUUUUUCUUUUUUUUUCUCCUCCAGUUUUCUUUGCUUUUAUCUUCGUGAUCUUUAUCCUCAUGUAUCUUUACCACUUUACCUGUGUUAGGCAGUUUUCUUCCAUAUCACCAUCUUCCUUUGUACAUUUGCUGGGUUGUUUAUAGUGUACAUGUAUUUUUAUUUUUUCUUAAGUGCAGCCUGUAGCAACACAACCUUUUUUUUUUUUUUCUUUUUUUUUUCUUUUUUUUUUCUUUUUUCAAGAAAAGGGGAAAAAAAUAAUAAAUAAAAAAAUGAGUCACAUGUCCUGUGAGAUUUGUGGCAAAAUGUAA